UCCCCCCACCUCCAGUAGUUCCCGGAUCGUGAACAACACACCGAGAGAGAGGGAAAAAAAACUCCGGUUUGAUCAAAUCUCCCCGGUACCGGCGGAUUUCUGCCCCCUCCAGGCGCCCGCCAUGAGCGGCUCGAGGAAUAACCGGGUGAUGAUGGAGGGGGUCGGGGCGCGAGUGGUGCGGGGCCCCGACUGGAAGUGGGGCAAACAGGACGGCGGCGAGGGGCAUGUGGGCACCGUGCGGAGCUUCGAGAGCCCCGAGGAGGUGGUGGUCGUCUGGGACAACGGCACAGCCGCCAACUACCGCUGCUCCGGGGCCUACGACCUGCGCAUCCUGGACAGCGCGCCGACAGGGAUCAAACAUGAUGGGACAAUGUGUGAUACGUGUCGUCAGCAACCAAUUAUUGGCAUUCGUUGGAAGUGUGCAGAGUGUACUAAUUAUGACCUUUGUACAGUUUGCUACCAUGGCGAUAAGCACCAUCUGAGGCACAGGUUCUAUAGGAUCACCAUUCCUGGUAGUGAGAGAGUUUUGCUGGAAUCUCGACGCAAGUCAAAGAAGAUAACUGCAAGAGGGAUUUUUGCAGGUGCACGAGUGGUACGUGGAGUGGACUGGCAGUGGGAGGACCAGGAUGGGGGCAACGGACGUAGGGGCAAGGUGACUGAAAUCCAAGAUUGGAGUGCAUCUAGUCCUCACAGUGCAGCAUAUGUUUUGUGGGACAAUGGCGCCAAGAACCUAUACAGAGUGGGGUUUGAAGGCAUGUCUGAUUUGAAAUGUGUCCAGGAUGCAAAAGGAGGUUCUUUUUACCGAGAUCAUUGUCCUGUGUUGGGUGAACAAAAUGGAAGUCGCAACCCUGGUGGUUUACAGAUUGGUGAUCUUGUAAAUAUUGACCUGGAUCUAGAGAUCGUUCAGUCAUUACAGCAUGGACAUGGUGGUUGGACUGAUGGUAUGUUUGAGACAUUAACAACCACUGGAACAGUCUGUGGCAUUGAUGAAGAUCAUGACAUUGUAGUACAGUACCCAAGUGGCAACAGGUGGACAUUCAAUCCUGCAGUACUGACUAAGGCUAAUGUGGUUAGAAGCGGGGAUGCAGUUCAGGGAGCAGAAGGUGGAUCUUCACAGUUUAAUGUUGGUGACUUGGUUCAAAUCUGCUACGACUUGGAGAGAAUCAAGCUUCUUCAGCGUGGCCAUGGAGAAUGGGCUGAAGCAAUGCUCCCUACUUUGGGGAAAGUUGGGCGUGUUCAGCAGAUUUACUCUGACAGUGAUUUAAAAGUUGAGGUUUGUGGGACUUCAUGGACGUACAACCCUACAGCUGUUACUAAAGUGGCAUCAGCAGGAUCUGCAGUGUGCAAUGCAUCUGGUGAGCGUCUGUCCCAGUUGUUGAAAAAGCUAUUUGAAACUCAAGAAUCUGGAGACAUCAAUGAAGAGCUGGUUAAAGCUGCAGCCAAUGGCGACGUUGCGAAAGUGGAAGAAAUAAUGGCACGACCCGAUGUUGAUGUGAAUGGUCAGUGUGCAGGACACACUGCAAUGCAGGCAGCCAGUCAGAAUGGACAUGUGGAUGUUUUGAAGUUACUUCUCAAGCAUAGUGUUGACUUAGAAGCUGAGGAUAAAGAUGGAGACCGAGCAGUUCACCAUGCUUCGUUUGGGGAUGAAGGUGCUGUAAUCGAUGUUUUACAUCGAGGAGGAGCUGAUCUAAAUGCUCGGAAUAAGCGAAGGCAGACUCCAUUGCACAUUGCUGUAAAUAAAGGUCAUUUGCAAGUUGUUAAAACUUUGCUUGACCUUGGAUGCCAUCCCAGUCUCCAGGACUCUGAAGGUGACACACCCCUUCACGAUGCAAUAAGCAAAAAACGUGAUGAUAUGCUCUCUGUGCUGCUAGAAUCUGGUGCAGAUGUGACAAUUACUAACAACAAUGGUUUUAAUGCUCUUCAUCAUGCUGCACUGCGAGGCAAUCCCAGUGCCAUGCGUGUGUUACUUUCCAAGCUCCCAAGGCCAUGGAUUGUGGAUGAGAAAAAGGAUGAUGGAUAUACUGCUCUGCAUUUAGCAGCACUUAACAAUCAUGUUGAAGUGGCAGAAUUACUGGUACAUCAGGGCAAUGCUAACCUGGAUAUCCAAAAUGUAAACCAGCAAACUGCAUUGCAUCUCGCUGUUGAGCGUCAACAUACUCAAAUUGUUCGGCUACUAGUUCGUGCUGGUGCAAAAUUGGACAUCCAGGAUAAAGAUGGUGAUACACCUCUCCAUGAAGCCUUGAGACAUCAUACCUUAUGUCAGCUCCGUCAACUGCAGGAUAUGCAGGAUGUGGGAAAAGUUGACAGUGGCUGGGAGCCCUCCAAGAACACAUUACUUAUGGGUCUUGGAACGCAAGGAGCAGAUAAGAAGAGUGCUGCUUCUAUUGCUUGCUUCCUCGCCGCAAAUGGAGCAGACCUUGCUAUUCGCAACAAGAAAGGACAGUCGCCACUCGAUCUUUGCCCUGAUCCAAACCUCUGUAAAGUCCUUGCAAAAUGUCAUAAGGAGAAAGUCAGUGGACAGGUUGGAUCACGUAGCCCUUCCAUGAUUAACAAUGAUACAGAGACUUUGGAAGAGUGCAUGGUUUGUUCAGACAUGAAGCGUGACACUUUGUUUGGACCUUGUGGACACAUUGCGACUUGUUCUCUCUGUUCACCGCGUGUUAAAAAGUGCCUGAUCUGUAAGGACCAGGUUCAAUCGCGAACAAAGAUUGAGGAGUGCGUGGUGUGUUCUGACAAGAAGGCAGCAGUCCUUUUUCAACCUUGCGGUCAUAUGUGUGCCUGUGAGAAUUGUGCAAGCCUGAUGAAAAAGUGUGUACAAUGCCGGGCUGUCGUCGAGCGAAGAGUGCCUUUUAUUAUGUGUUGUGGUGGGAAAGGUACGGAAGAUUCCAAUGAUGAUCUUAGUAGUGGAAACAUUACUGCUCUUCAACGAGACAAAGACAAUACCAACGUCAAUGCAGAUGUUCAGAAGCUUCAGCAACAGUUACAAGAUAUCAAAGAGCAGACCAUGUGCCCAGUAUGUUUGGAUCGCUUAAAGAACAUGAUCUUCCUCUGCGGUCAUGGGACAUGUCAGCUUUGUGGUGACCGAAUGAGUGAAUGCCCUAUUUGCCGUAAAGCCAUAGAACGCAGGAUUCUCUUGUACUAAACAUAAACGUUGUCUGAGUACAAAGUGAAGCACUACAACCACACCUGUAUAAUAUUUGCAAAUAAAUUAUUUUGGGUAGCUUUUUUCCUGUUUUGGGCUAUAACAUUUGGAUCCUAACCUCUAGAGUCUUUUCCAUGGCAUAAUAUUAUCAUAUGAAAAAUCUUAAAUUUAUAUGCAUCAUCAUCAAAAGACUUUACUGAUCAAAUCUGUUUGGAAAGAUUCUCCCAGCUUCACGCUUAGCUCCUAAUGUACCUGAUUGCAUUCCUAGCACAGUUAGAAGAGUUCUUCGGUCAAAAUAGGAAAGCAGUAAAUAAGGUCGUUGUCUCCUUGGUGCAGUAAAUAGAAGCUGACUCUUUCAACUUUGUUCAAUAAUAAUUUGUUUAUUUUCAAACACAUUUCUGUUUUAAGUUUCUGACUUUUUUUGCAGAUUUUGAACUUAGAUUGCAUUGGUUAAGACUUUUUCUGUGGGUAAUCAUUUAUAACACAUAGGUAACAGUACUUCCUUUCUAAAGUCCCGUAUCUUGGGUAAAAAGCCGACAAAAUUAAAUUGGCUUUAUAAAUUCACAAUUCAACAAAUCAAUUAAUUUUUGCAGUACCUUAUCUUGCAUACGUGUAUUCAAAGUGUGUUGUCUGAACCUGAAUUGUUUGCCGAUUAAAUCAGUGCUAUUUUGUACUACAUGGAGAAGUUUAAAUAGACUGGACUCUGUGCGUGGUGUGGAAUUUUAAUAUUGCAGUAUUCUCGUCGAUGCUACUACAUCAAACUGACAUAGAUUAAAAAAUGACUUUAUAUUGUGUUUCCAAAAUAUUUUGUAGACUGUCCUCCAAAGAAACAUAAUCGUGUGCACAAGCUUAAGUAGCCCUUGAGUUGGUAUGGUAGUUUGGCAGUUAUCAGAGUUUGGUACAAAUAUUAACAGACAAAAUGAACAAUUGUAGGAAGAAGCAUGAGCAAUGUGUGCUGCAAAAGCCAGCAAAGUGAUUUGAGGUUUAUUGCAAUUGAAAACUGAAAGGAGUUGAAAGCUUUGCUAGUUAGAGUUCAAGAUGUGUGGGAGAGUCUGAGCUGACAGGCAGUAGUUUGAAGUAUAUGGAAAUAUUAAAUUAUGUUGUCAGUUUCUGACGGUGUUUAAUUGCAUGUAUGUUUGCAUGUUCAGGUGUUUUAACAUUCUUUGAAUUCUAAUCAUGCAUAUAUUGAUCAUCAUGGAGUUAUUUUGAAGUUUAACUUAUUUGCAAACUUCAGAUAAUGUAGGUGUGCAAAGGCAGAUAUUCCAAUCUCCUUUCUGGUAAAGUGCGCAAGCCAUUUCAUUAGCAACAUUACAUAACCUGGCUAAAAUCAGGAGGUCAGUGUAAAAUUAUAGUUGGCAGUCCAAAUCCCAGCAGUGAAUGGUGUUCAUAUACUUGCACCAGUGGAUUGCUGUAACAGCAAUGAAUUUUGAUCUCAAAUCAUCUUCUCUGUUGCCAGUAGCUGUGACUUUUUAAGCAAGAACUAAAUUUUUAAAUAUGCAGGAAUGCAUUAAUAAAACUUUGUUGAGUUUGGAUAACUGUGUCCUCAUUUUCAUGUUUUUUUAAUAUGGUUUCCUGUUGACAUUGAUACAUUGAGUCCAAAUCAGAUUUUUAAAUAUCUUUCUACAAUGUAUUGUGGCCCUAGUUAUCUUGUAUGCAUUGAUAUAUGUGAUUUCUGUGACAAAAACAAACCGUUAAAUUCCUCAAGCAACUGUUAAAACUGUUCUGCAUGCUAAAAUCAGAUAGGAUAUUUUGGAAAUCUAACAUGGUAGGUUUCAAGGAUUCAUUUAUUUGGAAUGAAGCAAUUUUGAAUCAAAAUGGCAAUUGGCAGGGAAAGCAAUGCACAUUUAAAAAAUGAUCCAAUAAAAAUUAUGAAAUGAAAUUAGAAAGCAUUUGCAAUUAGGUAAGAUGGCAUUUACGUAAACAGUUUAGCCAUUUUGUUUACUUUGAAGUCUCUGGGGUGUGCAAAUGUCUGUAGUUUGAUUCUGGCAAAUCACGACACAGGGUCACAUUGAUUGAAUUGCUAGGUUUAUUUUCUUGAAUUUAUUUUGAAACCAAGAGCUACUUCUCCACACCACAAUAAUUAUAAACAUCUACUGAAUGCUUAGGACCAGAUUGCACAGCUUAUCAACGUUUAAAUUUAAAAUCCAAGCAGAACAUUUGUCCAUUUUACUUGAGCCAAUCUUGUCUUACUAAUGUUUAAGGUUUGUUUUAUUUGUUUCAGAUUGUACUUUGGUACAACCUCAAUUGUUUUGCCAUAGUACAAUAAAAUCUUUGAAUAUUGUACUAAUUUUUUAUUAACAUUAUUUACAAAUUAAUUCAGUGAUAACAAGAGGACUUGUACAGCAAUAUUUCUUGUCAAAUUGCAUUUCAUAUUUAAAAGUAAUGAUUUCAGAUCAUUAGUGUUAAGCUCUUGGCUUUGUGUGGUAAUCAGGAAACCCUGAAGUCAAGGAGGCCACACAACUUUGGAGUGGUCUCGGAUAGUCGUGAACACGUCUUGCUAACUUGUACUAAAAGUUUGCAUUUAUCAUUAUUUGAAGAUUGGCACCAUUCCAACUUUUCUCCACACUAUCUGCUUGUAUUCCGUUUAAUUCAGGAAUGAGAAAAUAGCUGAUCAACCAUGCCUCUGUUGAGCCUGAGAGUCUGUCUGUAUUAAGCAUAAGAAGGAAAUGGACUGGGACAAAGUAAAGAAGGAAAUCCUAGUUUUUACUAUGUCUUACAAUAGGAUUCUAUCAAAAGACUGAUGCAAAUUGGGAUGAAUUGCAUUUUGCAAAAUAAACACAUUUUGAGUUUGAUUUGCCUCUGUUUGUAAUUGGUUCAUCAACAAUGCAACUGGCUAUAGAACAAGAUUAGCUGCAUUGUAUUUAUCUUAUUUAUUUAGUACUUUGCUUUAAUUGCCAGUGGCAUAAUACCUUUUCUGUUGGGUCCUUAUUCUCCAACAAUAAGGCUCUUGCACUAAUAUGGACUUGCUUUAAUUUUACAAUAGAAUAAGCCAGUGCAAAGUUUGAAAGUCAUUCUUGCCUUACUGACUGUUCAACAUAGCUCUGUAGUAGUAAGUAGGUUUGCUGCUUAUUGUAUGAUGAAGUUUUUGUAACGUUUAUGCGAAUUACAUUUAAAGCUAUUUUGAUUUAUCAAAUCAGUUCACAUUUUGUAAGUCAAAUGCUUGUUACUAAUGUAUAAGUGGACAUUUUAACUUUAGUUGCUCUUAAAUGUUGAGUUGAAUAUUUUAUUGCCUUUGUCUUUUAUUUUUAAUGGAAAAUUGUCCUGCUUUAGACAUCAGUGCAACUUAGGUUUUUGGGACAAAAUCUGAGAACAUGCCCGUUACAGGGGAUGGUUACUGACCAAAUUCUUUCUUCAUUUUGUUAACUGUAUAAUGUCUGAAUGCAACUGUAUUGUGCUUUGUCACUUAAAAAUUGCACAACCAAGUUAAAGCUUUAGAAAUAAAACUCAUUUAUAUUCAUUUGUUAA
Molecule: messenger RNA, 6607 nt
Organism: Hemiscyllium ocellatum (epaulette shark)
Lineage: Eukaryota; Metazoa; Chordata; Chondrichthyes; Orectolobiformes; Hemiscylliidae
Gene: mib1
Product: MIB E3 ubiquitin protein ligase 1
Exons: 21
Coding region: 122-3142 (1006 amino acids)
Biological process (GO): protein ubiquitination
Cellular component (GO): cytoplasm
Molecular function (GO): zinc ion binding; ubiquitin-protein transferase activity; protein binding
Source: RefSeq, a predicted model, not a curated record